AUGGUAGUAGUUCUACUACUUCAUCAUCAUCAUCAUCAUCAAGCAUGUGAUGCAACUAGUAAUAGUGAUAACCAAAAAUUAUGUCCACCUUCUUCAUGUGGCAAAAUGAGAAACAUAAAACAUCCGUUCCGACUUAAAAAUGAUCCAACAAACUGUGGUGAUCCGAGGUACGAGUUAUCCUGUGAAAACAACAUCACAACGCUAAGUCUGUUUUGGGGUAAAUACUAUGUGAAAUCAAUCAACUACAAAAACUACACAAUCAGAGUAGUUGAUCCUGGAAUAGAAGAAGGUGAUUGCACCAUUCCUCGCUAUUUCUUAACCGCAACCAAUUUCACAAGUUAUUACAGUCAUUACGAGUACAAGGGGGAUCCAUACGCAUUCCAUGAUUAUUCUAGGCCGGAGCAUGUAGUAUACUUGAACUGUAGCAAGCAACUGAAGAACGAUCCUAUGUAUGUGGAUACAUCUACGUGUAGACUGAACUCCGAAAAUAACAGCUAUAUUUAUGCAAUUGCUGGGGACUUUAGAGUUGUUAAAUUGAAUGUUGGUUGCCGCGUGAAGCUUGUUACUAUGUCAUCAGCUUUAGCUUUUAUCUCCAAGAAAGAUUUUCAACCUUUUUCAUAUGUGGAAAUUCAUCGAUUUCUAAGCUAUGGAUUUGAACUUUCGUGGAUAAGACAACCUUGUGAAGAUUCUUGUGACAUGAACCAACAAAACUGCUACAUGAAUUACGACAGCGGAGGUCUUGUAUGUACAGUUGACUAUUGCACAACUCCAUUGGGAAUUGAUAUCAGUUGUGGACUACUCCAAAUAGUCGGCGUGAAAAGAAGUUCAGUAUUAUUAGGUGGAGCCUUUGAUUUAUCCAAAGUUUCUGAUUCUAAAAUUGCCAUUGAAUUAGGAAGAAUAAGUGGAAGGUAUCUCUUGCCAUCAUUUAUAAUGAGAUUUAUGCUAGGCCUUGUAGUUUUCUUUGUGCUAUUGAUAUAUACAUGUAGAAGAAGACAUACCUCAGCUUACGAAAAUAUUGAAGUUUUUCUUCGUGGAAGUACCUUGAUGCCAAUCAGGUAUUCAUACAAAGAUAUAAAGAAGAUGACUAAAAGUUUUAAGGACAAGUUGGGUGAAGGAGGGUUUGGUUCUGUUUAUAAAGGAAAGUUAAGAAGUGGUGCAUUUGUUGCCAUAAAGAUGUUGGGUAAGUCUAAGGGUAAUGGACAAGAUUUCAUUAGUGAGGUUGCAACUAUAGGAAGAAUACACCAUGCAAAUGUGGUAAGACUUAUUGGAUUUUGUGUGGAGAGAUCAAAAUGUACUCUUGUUUAUGAAUUCAUGCCCAACGGCUCUCUUGAUAAAUACAUUUCCUCUAAAGAUGAUGUUAUUAAUCUAACUUAUAAGAAAAUGUAUGAGAUAUCUAUUGGAGUGGCUCGUGGAAUUGCUUAUUUGCAUCAAGGAUGUGACAUGCAAAUCUUGCAUUUUGAUAUCAAGCCCCAUAACAUACUUCUUGACGAGAACUUUAUCCCCAAGGUUUCUGACUUUGGUCUUGCAAAGCUUUAUCCUAAUGACAAUAGUAUUGUAAAUUUAACUGCAGCAAGAGGAACAAUUGGUUAUAUGGCUCCCGAGUUGUUCUACAAAAAUAUUGGUGGAGUAUCAUACAAGGCUGAUGUUUAUAGUUUUGGAAUGCUUUUGAUGGAAAUGGCAAGUAAGCGAAGAAAUUUAAAUCCACAUGCGGAUCGUUCAAGCCAACUUUUCUUUCCCUAUUGGAUUUAUAAUCAAUUGAUUGAAGAAAACGAGAUAGAGAUGGAUGAAAUUACUGAUGAGGAAAGCAGUAAUGUGAAGAAAAUGUUCAUAAUUGCAUUAUGGUGUAUACAGUUAAAACCAAGUGAUCGUCCUGCAAUGAACAAAGUAAUAGAGAUGCUCGAAGGAAAUAUUGAGAAUAUUGAAAUGCCUCCAAAACCUUCUUUCUGUCCAAAUGAAAUUAUUGAGGAAGACCUAGAAGUCAAGUCUAAUGAAAUUGAAUCAGACUCAGUUGGUUUUAUUGAGGAAGAUACAACAGAGCCCUUAUUGAUGAAUUCUGCUUGA
Messenger RNA from Medicago truncatula (barrel medic), 2061 nucleotides. Its product is annotated as rust resistance kinase Lr10. The transcript is spliced from 2 exons. The coding region runs from base 1 to 2061 and encodes 686 amino acids. Lineage: Eukaryota; Viridiplantae; Streptophyta; Magnoliopsida; Fabales; Fabaceae. Gene Ontology annotation, biological process: protein phosphorylation. The record is from RefSeq and is a predicted model, not a curated record. Gene Ontology annotation, molecular function: ATP binding; protein kinase activity; polysaccharide binding.